Molecule: messenger RNA, 4068 nt
Organism: Hydractinia symbiolongicarpus
Lineage: Eukaryota; Metazoa; Cnidaria; Hydrozoa; Anthoathecata; Hydractiniidae
Product: gastrula zinc finger protein XlCGF48.2-like
Exons: 17
Coding region: 373-3786 (1137 amino acids)
Biological process (GO): regulation of transcription by RNA polymerase II
Molecular function (GO): DNA-binding transcription factor activity, RNA polymerase II-specific; RNA polymerase II cis-regulatory region sequence-specific DNA binding
Source: RefSeq, a predicted model, not a curated record
UGCUGAAGUUCGAGGGCGAGAUAGAUAUAAACAUAGGAUGACAGAAACUACACCAGGGUCAUCGUUCCAUCACACGCGGGAAAAAUCGAAUUUUCUGCACGUGCCUGAGAUUGUUCCACCUCUGUUCAAUACUGCUUGGGUGCGUUUUCCUGGAAUCGCUCGGGAAAGUCACUACUGCUGUAGAGUUACUAAUAAACAGUAAAAGUCUGCCAACCACGGUAGAUAACAAAUGUUGGAAAAUCCAUAUCAGAACCAAUACAGUCUGGUGGAUUACACAAUAUUGCAUAUGGAUGUUUAAAGGGAUUAAGUAAAACGAAGAAACCUAAUUUGAAAAGAACUGAUGAUGACACUAUCACAGUUGAUAAUAUUAAAAUGCCUCCAUGCUGUACUGCAUCUGUUAUUGAACUAAUGAAAAUGGACACGGACGAAGGUUCAACUAUUAGCAACACAUUAAAAAGAAUACAGCAACUGAACACAACUGCUACAACUAAGCAGACAUUGAAUACUUAUUCUUCAUCUACAAAUUCAUCAAACUACAAUUUUACUCAAGUAUUGCACUUCAAUGAACUGAAGAGGACUCAAAAUAUUUUAGAGAAGUCUGAACAGUCUGCUUUUACUCAUGUUGUUUCUUCUAAUAAGUAUAAUGCUAAACAAAAUUCAACCACUGGUACUGGAGGGAAACCACUCUCAUUUUCCUCCAGUCAUACAUUAACUAGACCUAUUACAACCACCGAAAUAACUGAACCAAUCAGCUUAAAACAGCUAACACAAAUUUCUGCCGCAAGACAUGUACAUAAAUCAAGUAAUAUAUCUCAAUUGAGUGGUAACCCAAGUAAUCAUUCUUUCUCAUCCAUUUCAAGGACUGGAAAUAACACUAUACAAACAACCAAUGCACCAAAAUUAAAACCUUUUGGAAUUGAAAAAAAACAUAAAAAAGGACUUUCUUGUGUGUCAACAGAACUUAAUGUAUCGUUAAAUACUUGCAAUACUUUUUCUGACAAAGAAUUUCGUGCAGAUGUAUCACCACUUAAAUACCUACCCACCAUCCAGGAAGAGAAUUGCAAUCCUUCACUGCUGUCUAUGGAUGAUAAAAAUAAGAAUUUAGAAUCAACGCUGAAUGUUACGUCAUUCGCUGAUAGUCAAACAUCUGAUGCUAGUAAUAGCAUGCAUUCCUCACAAACUCUUUUUCUGGCUCUGCCUGAAUUUAAUGUCAACCAAUUUAGUAAUCAAACACUCAACUUGGAUUAUACUUCGCAGCAAGUAUUGAAAGCACUUCUUCAACCCAAUUUAAAUGUAACAAAUGAAAAUAUGCAAGCUGAUAAAGACACAACAGAAAGUCUAUCAAGCAAAGCACAAACUUUUAUAAGUAUGUUGGACGACAGUGACGAAGUAAAUGAAACUACUGAGAAUAUGAAAGAAUCAUUAAAGCAAACCAAUUGUCUGCCCUCUAUAGAAAAUUUUGAAAAUGCAACAAAACUGAACAUAAAUGAACCACAAACUACAACUGCUUUUCUCAAUACAAAUACAGAACUUUCAUCAUCUCUGCAAGACACAGUAAAUGGCAAACAAGAUAGUAAUAAUCCCUUGCCAGUGGCUGCUAUUAAUGUGAAUAUGAUAGAUGGCCAGCCAGUAUAUACAAUACAACUAAUGGGUCAAAGUAUUCCAUUAGCUGCCAUCACCAUACCUACAUCAGAUGGACCACUUCAACUCCAAUCGGCUACAACAUCUCUAACUUCUCAUCAACAAACUAAAAAUCAAGAUAACACUUUUCCUUUUGUGGAAGAUGACAAAAUUUCAAUUUCUAAUUCAACCUUGUCUAGUUCACAGGGAGCUUCCAAGCAAAGAUAUACUUGUGAAAUAUGCAACAAAUCAUAUAUUCGGAGCUGGUCAUAUUACGGUCAUUUGCGUGAACAUGCUGGGGGUCCUAAAGAACACAAGUGCUACAUGUGUCAUAAAGUAUUUACAACUAUUGCUGGACUGAAACAACAUCUGCAAGUUCAUUCAGGUCAAAAGGAUUUCUUUUGUUCUGUUUGCAAUAAAUCAUUUAGUAGUGCCAGUUCGCUACGAAAUCACCAAAUGACGCAUGUCACUGAAAAGUUAUAUCCAUGCAAAAUUGAGGGUUGCGAUAAAUCAUUUGGUAAUGCAACAGCGUUAAGGAUACACCAACGUGUCCACCAGGAUGAUAAACCAUUUAAAUGUGCUCAUGCCGGUUGUGAAAAGGCUUUCAAAACAACAUCUGAGCUGUCUCGCCAUGAAUUUCGUCAUACUGGAGAAAAACCUUUCAAAUGUGACAAAUGCGAAAAAUCGUUUGUUCGAAACGAUGAUUUAAAGAGACACUAUUUUAUCCAUACAGGUCAAAAGCGAUUCAAAUGCGACCAGUGUGAAUUUUCUUGCAUACAAUCAUUCGAUCUUGUUAAACACAAAUACAUACAUGGAGGCGAAAAGCCAUACAAAUGUGAUAUUUGCAACAAACAAUUCACUCGACCAGCUAGAUUACGGGAACAUCAACGUUUACACACUGGUGAGAGACCCUACGUCUGUGAAGAAUGUGGGAAGUCGUUUAAACAGUUAACUUCGUUGAAGACUCAUAAGCUAACACAUGGAGCUGCGAAACCCUUUAAUUGUGAAACGUGUACCAAAACAUUUUCUUCUGCAGCAGAACUACGUUCACAUGUUAAUACACAUUUGGGUGUCAAGCCAUUUCACUGCUCGUUAUGUAAUAAAGAUUUUGUUUCUUCAAAAACUUUAAAAAGACAUGCAAUUGUCCAUACAGGUGAGAAACCGCAUGAAUGCAGCAUAUGUAAAAGAAAAUUUGCCAGAGCAAGCGAUUUAAAGGUCCAUACUUUGGUACAUGAUGAAGACAAACCAUUCAAAUGUGAUCAAUGCUCAAAAAUGUUUACUCGAUACAGUACUUUGAAAGAACAUUUACGGUUUCAUACAGGACAAUUCCCUUUCAAGUGUAAUGUUUGUGAGAAAGAAUUCAAUCACCGCUCCCACUACAACAUGCAUUUACGUACCCACACGGGUGAGAAGCCGCACAAGUGUCAUAAAUGCCCGAAAGAAUUUUCAAGGAAAGCUGGAUUGCGCCAACAUCUGCGUGUCCAUGGUAUAGGAGACGCCUCUUUGCAAACUGUUGAAGAUGAUAAUGAUAAUAAUUUUGGUGAACCAAAUUUUGGUGAUACUGGAUUAGUUAAUACACAACAGGUUAUACAGUUAGAUGCUAAUAAUCUACAAUUAUUAAAAACAAUCCAGAACGUGCUUAAACGAAAACACAACGAAUGUGAUGAAGAAGAUAAUAUGGUGGCAAGAAAACGACACAUGACAGAACUGCCAAUUAUUACAAAUAUUACAAGCGGUGAUGCUUCUCACGGGCAGAUUGGUGAUGUGGCAGCUGUUAAUACUUCAGAACUGGAAUCUGUUUUAAACAGCGACAAUCCAGUAAUUCUAACACAGCUAUCAACUGGACAGUUUACUCAACUCCAACAUAAUCAAAUUGUUCAGCCAGACGGUACUACAGUUGUCGCUCUCAACUUAUCCGACUUGCAGAAUAAUGAAGGAGGGCCCAGCUUAAUUCACGUCCACGGAUUAGAUGAACUUCAAAGUUUGGAAGGCCAAUCAUUAAUUGAACAACACGCUCUGUCACAACCAUUACAAUCAAAUACAAUGUCAGCUUUGGAUAAUUUAUCCAUUCUAUGUCAUGAUAAUAAUGUCGGUAUAUCUUCGUUGCAUGAAUUUUGGUGUAAACCAGGCUCGAAUGAUGACGAUAACGAAGGGGAUCAAAGUUAAGGACGAGAACACAACUUUUUAUGUUUCUUUUUGUUGUUUUUUAUAUCUAUCUUUUUUACAGAUUUUAUAAUUUUAUAUAGCUAUCAACAUCGUUAAUUUUUUUGUUUAAAAAGCGCCGGAAAAUUGUAGCGCAACUUCCUUUUCAUUUUAUGAUUUAAGUUCAACAUGUUAUGUUGUUUUGUGCGUUGAAUCCUGAUUCAAAUAUCCAUGACAACGUCAUUCCAUUCGCACUGCAGUUGUUGUAUAGUAGACUAUCGAACAGCGUUGAAUACAUGUUUUUUU